Molecule: messenger RNA, 4570 nt
Organism: Meriones unguiculatus (Mongolian gerbil)
Lineage: Eukaryota; Metazoa; Chordata; Mammalia; Rodentia; Muridae
Gene: Ddx21
Product: DExD-box helicase 21
Exons: 15
Coding region: 101-2458 (785 amino acids)
Molecular function (GO): ATP binding; RNA binding; RNA helicase activity
Source: RefSeq, a predicted model, not a curated record
UGACGAGCGAAGCCGGUUUGAGAGGCGGUCCACGUUUUUUCGCUCUCUCCUGUACACGCGGUUGAGGAAGCCUGUAGGCCUGAGCAGGUCGUGCUGAAUAAUGCCGGGAAAACUCCGGAGUGAGUCCAGGUUGGCCCCAGACGCGGCCGAGGAGAGCAUGGAGACCGUGCCGAAGCCCAGCGGGAAGAAAACUGGAAAAGAGAAGGCCAAAUCUAAGACCAAAGAAGCCACAGAAGGAAUGGAAGAGGCUGUCUCCUCCAAAGCUAAAACAGUUAAAAAGAAAGGGCUCUCUGAAGAUGAUGUUGAACCCCCUAAAUCCAAGAAGGCCAAAAAGCAAGAGGAAGCACAGGAAGACCACACUGAUUCUAAAAGCAAAACCCCCAAGAAGAAAAAGGAGUCCCUCGAGAAGAAAGCGGCCUCUGCGAAAACCAAAAAAACAAAAGUGGAGGAGCCUUCUGAAGAAGAUGCUGACAUUCCUAAGCCCAAGAAAAUGAAGAAAGGGAAGGAAGCAAAUGGAGACUCUGCAGAGAAAAGCCCUAAGCUCAAGAAUGGAUUCUCUCAUUCUGAAUCAAACUCAAACUCCAGUGAAGCUCCUGGUGAGGAAAGUAGUAGCGAGACAGAAAAGGAAGAAAUACCUGUGGAACAGAAAGAAGGAGCUUUCUCCAAUUUUCCAAUAUCUGAAGAGACUGUCAAGCUUCUCAAAGCUCGUGGGGUGAGCUUCCUGUUUCCUAUACAAGCCAAGACGUUCCACCAUGUAUACAGUGGGAAAGACUUAAUUGCUCAGGCGCGCACAGGGACUGGGAAGACCUUCUCCUUUGCCAUCCCUUUGAUUGAGAAGCUUCAGAGUGGGCUCCAAGACAGGAAGAGAGGCCGCGCCCCUCAGGUACUAGUUCUUGCACCUACAAGAGAAUUAGCAAAUCAAGUGAGCAAAGACUUCAGUGACAUCACCAAAAAGUUAUCAGUGGCUUGUUUUUAUGGUGGAACUCCAUAUGGUGGUCAAAUUGAACGAAUGCGGAGUGGGAUUGAUAUCUUGGUGGGGACCCCAGGCCGUAUUAAAGACCACCUACAGAAUGGCAAGCUAGACCUCACCAAACUGAAACAUGUCGUCCUGGAUGAAGUGGACCAGAUGUUGGAUAUGGGCUUUGCUGAUCAAGUGGAAGAAAUUUUGUGUGUGGCAUAUAAGAAAGAUUCUGAAGACAACCCCCAAACAUUGCUUUUCUCUGCAACUUGCCCUCAUUGGGUAUUUAAUGUUGCUAAGAAAUACAUGAAAUCUACAUACGAACAGGUGGACCUGAUUGGUAAAAAGACUCAGAAAGCAGCCAUAACUGUGGAGCACCUGGCGAUUAAGUGUCACUGGAGUGAGAGGGCUGCGGUUAUUGGGGAUGUGAUCCGAGUGUACAGUGGGCAUCAAGGACGCACUAUCAUCUUCUGUGAAACCAAGAGGGAAGCCCAGGAGCUAUCACAGAACUCAUGUAUAAAGCAGGAUGCCCAGUCUUUACAUGGCGACAUUCCCCAGAAGCAAAGGGAAAUCACACUGAAAGGUUUCCGAAAUGGCAGUUUUGGAGUUUUGGUGGCAACCAAUGUUGCUGCACGUGGGUUAGACAUCCCUGAGGUUGACUUGGUUGUACAAAGCUGUCCACCAAAGGAUGUGGAGUCUUACAUUCAUCGUUCGGGAAGGACCGGCAGAGCUGGAAGGACAGGGGUUUGCAUCUGUUUCUAUCAGCACAAGGAAGAGUACCAGUUAGCACAAGUGGAACAGAAAGCGGGAAUUAAAUUUAAACGGAUAGGUGUUCCUUCCGCAACAGAAAUAAUAAAAGCCUCCAGCAAAGACGCCAUAAGGCUUUUGGAUUCUGUGCCUCCUACCGCCAUUGGCCACUUCAAGCAGUCGGCUGAGAAGCUGAUUGAGGAGAAAGGAGCUGUUGAGGCCCUGGCAGCUGCGCUGGCCCACAUCUCAGGGGCCACAUCUGUCGACCAGCGCUCCUUGAUCAACUCCCAAGCGGGCUUUGUGACCAUGAUCCUGCGGUGCUCCAUCGAAAUGCCCAACAUCAGUUAUGCUUGGAAAGAACUUAAGGAGCAGCUAGGCGAAAGCAUUGAUGCCAAAGUGAGGGGGAUGGUCUUCCUCAAAGGCAAACUGGGAGUUUGUUUUGAUGUCCGCACUGAAGCAGUCACGGAAAUUCAGGAAAAGUGGCAUGAUUCAAGACGCUGGCAGCUCACUGUGGCCACGGAACAGCCGGAGCUGGAAGGACCCCUGGAAGGGUAUCGAGGCGGCAGGGGUCAACGGGACAGCAGCCGUGGUGCUUUCAGAGGACAGCGGGGUGGAAGCAGGAACUUCAGGGGACAAGGCCAACGCGGAGGAAGUAAAAACUUCAGAGGGCAGCGACCAGGUGGUGGCAACAGAAGUAACAGAUCCCCAAAUAAAGGCCAGAAGCGGAGUUUUGGUAAAGCGUUUGGCCAGUGAGUAGAGGCAAGCAGGAACUGCACACUGUGGACGCCAGUGCCCUUCCUACUGUCAAAGCCCCAGUGCUUCCUUCCAUUUUGAUCAUUUGCUCCCCCACCCCCAUUCCUUGCAGAGAGGCUUCUGAACUAUUUGAUCUAACCAUCAACUAUCUUUUGUGAAAAGGGAUAGGAAUUCAUCUUAUCAUUUUGUAUUACUUUCCAACGUAUUUCUAGAUUUAUGAAGUAAAGCCGACCACAGAUCCAUCUACGCUCGCAUGUUGAUGUUGCAAGUCUAUCCUUGUGUGUAGACUGGGGCCUGAGCUCAGAACCUCACACAUGUGGACCAUGUACAUGCCCUACUGCCAGACUCCAUCUCUAGUCCCUAAAAGUCUCACUCAUACCUUGUAAAGAAAGGACCUAGGGAUACCUCAGUCUCUGGAGAACUGCAUGAGUCAGAGCUGUUUAUUUUUGCUCGCAUUCCUUGGCCUCCUCACAAGCAAAUUUCUGGUCUCUACAUGUGUCUGCUGAGGAUUGUUACCAAGCAGUGCUUUUCAAAAGCCAUUUCAGACUUAGCUAAUUGAAGCAGUUUGUGCCAGCCUCUGGAUGGGAACGUGUAACACAGAUUGUGAUUCACUCCGUAGAGUCUCUGCAUACUGUUUCUCUCUCCUUUAGGUGACUUGUGUUCCAGUGAGUGCUCCACAGUGUAUUUAGGUACAUUUUCUAGGAACCAUUGUCUUCAAAGUUUUGUCCCAAAUGUCUGAUGUCUGUAGAUUUUCCCCCAUGGGUAAUGAGACUGGAUAGAAGGUAUUUAAGGUCUUCUGCCCUACUUUUGGAAGAUUAAUUUACCAAGAAGUAAUUAAGGGAAGAUGGGGCUUAAUUGGCAUUGCUGAAUAAUGUUUAAGAAUAGCACAACAGUGUUCUCGAUCUUCACGUAUGAGGAGGCGGCAGGAAGAAUGCUUUGAACGGGUGGCCCCUUCAUGGGUCAUGUCUCUUCUAGUGUGCAGCCGGGCUUGUAAGGGCAGAAUGGGACAAUAUUGUUUUCUCAGUGGCCUAGAUCUUAAAGCACAAUGUAAGAUCAGUUUCUGUUAAGCUGCUUCUCCAUUGAAAACAUCACUGUUUAGAGAAUCUAAGACAAACUGCCAUUUUAAGCUGUUGCUUUGAGGGAACUGAGGAACUCAGUGUAGCACCUGGCCCUGUGAUAGUUGCCUGAGCUAUUCUUUAAUACCUGCCUGGGUGUUCUUUUCUCUGGGAAACAUCCCACCUAGCUCAAUUGGUGGGGUCCUCUAGCCUGCCUAGCAAUUCUGUGCAGAGAAUCUUAGAGCAAGCUAGGAAGGAAAAUCAGAUUCAAUUGUUUAGAUGGCUAAGAUCUUGAGACUCAAUAUCUGAUUUUAGUGUGAUCCUUACCUUCUUCCCCGAACACCUCAGCAUCAAAGAGCUCUGGUAACCAAAUCAGCUCCAGAGAGUUGAGGCAUGGUCCUUUUUCUAUUUAGAUUCAGUUUUCACCUUGAGCCUGACCCAGAUGGUUCUUGUCUUCUGUGCUGGGAAUUCUUUUGGAUUUCUUUUCUUUGUCGAUGACUCUGUGGCCUGUAAUAGGUUUUGGUUUUGUCCAAUUACUUGGGCUUGGUGUAAUGAAACAUUUCACUGUUAGGAUAAGAAUCUGCCCUGUGACGCAUAUGAAAGGACAUGCUGGCUCUACUUGCAGGUGGAGUGCUGGCACAGCGAGGCCUUUCUGGAUUAUGGGUUAGUCUAUAGAAAAAUGACCUGCUGGAAACCAGCAGUCAAGGGGAGAGCAAUAGGAAUUCUAAUGUACACAACUUGCUUAAAAGAAAACAUGUCUCUGAACAAAUGAAGAUAAGUUUUCUUCUAGACCCCAGGAUCUAAACAAUAUUUAUGUGUAUAAUUCAGCUAAUAUUUGGUUUAAAUGAGUUUAUUGGGAAAUGUUACCAUUUUUACUAUUUUCUACAGAGAAAAUAUUUUUCAGUUUAUCAAAUGACUUUGGAAUUAUAACCUGUUUUUUAAGUUCCAGCUGUCUUGUGUACUUGUUUCUCUGCAGUUGUACAUAAAAUGUUUUUACAUUAAAUGAGUUACUAUAUAAAGUACUGCAUUAUGCCAUAAUAAAGAUACUAAUACAUUA